GUUAUAAAGUUACACCAUCGGUUGGCCGGCUGAAGUGUGUUAGGUCCAGCCAUAUACUAGGUUUUGACCUAGUCUUGUUUAAAAUUGGAAAGCUCUCCAUUAGGCAAUCAUUGGUAGCAAAGUUCACUUUGUUUUAUAAGCCAUGCUACAUGUGUUUGCGCAUGCAGGAAUGUAACGUGGGAAGUAAAUUUGUGUUACUCAUAUUGUCACAUUCUGGAUGAUUUCCCUGCCCAGGCUUCCCUUGGUUGUUCAAUUAGAAAUUCAGCAGUCUGCAUUUUGCAAGUCUGCAUGUUUGAAUGGCCGGUUUGUAUUUACAGAAAUACUGAAGUUGCGCAAAUAUGCCGCUUCCAGUUUGCCCCUCUUUCUGUGUUUUCAUGUUUUCAUAUUGUACAUUUGAAAAAAAGUAUAUCGUGCACCUUUUUACGGACCUGUUGAAUUUCACUAAAAGCACAGUUCUAGACAUGUAUUUAUGGACUGAAUUUUAGACAUUUGGAAAAUAGCAACCAAUAAGCUGUUUUGCUUCUACACCUGUUUGAAAAAUUGUCAUACAGUUGAUGUACAGGAAUAGAGUUUUAUUGAGUAGGGCUGUACAUUGUAUUGCAAGCAUUUUGUGUAUUUUCACUAAUGCUCCCCUUAAAUACAUGUCCAUUGGAGUUUUUUUCCAUUAGAUCACUGUCCAAUGUUGUGCGUUAGAGACACAAGACUGCUUCAAAACCCCAUUUUAUCAUAAAGAGGAACUUCCAAAACUUAUUGCAUAAUCUGUACCAUGCCAGUUUGUCAUGUAGCUCUGUUAUCUCUGAUUCUGAGCUUACGCUUGACCGUUUCUCAUCUGUGUUAGUCUCCCUGACAAACAAACAUGCACCAUGAGAAGACUUGGUGUUAAAAAUAGGAAUAAUCCCUGGUUUGCUCUGUUUCUUGACUUGCUACUUUGUUAAGUGUCUUUGUGACAGGUCUCUGUACAAAGCACUAUACAAAUAAAAUUUAAUUGAACCGAAUAGAGUUUAUGUCUGAGCUCACUGACUAGAUUCAGCUGAGAAAUGAAGCUACCGGUGAAGCCAGAUGCUGUUGGACCAGCUAGCCUUCAGACGGUUUGGAAAUUAAGUGCUCUACCUCCAUAAGGAACGCAAAAUCUAAAUAUUACUUCAGUUCUCUUGCUGUUUCUCAUGCUAAUCCAGAAAAGUUCUGGAAAAUAGUUAACUAAGCACAAAGGCCAUAACUCACUGCUUAGUCAAAUCAGGCUAAAUUCUGAAGUAGCUGAUUCCUUUAACCAGCAUUUUGUUGCAGUGAACCAUCAUUUUGAGAGGGAAUCCAGAAUUAAUGUUGACAUUUCAGAUUUGUCUGAGCCUACAUCGAGAAGGAAACCCAUGAUUCUCUAAGUGCUGCUCCUAAUACAAGGAACAGCAUUGCCGAUUUUUCUUUUUCUCCAUUCACUUUGUGUGAGGCACUUAACCCAUAUUUUAUUAGGCUUUCUGCUGCUCUGAUUGCAGUGCCCCUAACUCAUAUUUUUAAUCUCACUAUUCUCUCAGGUGUUAUCCCUCUAGAUUCUCUUGUCAUUGAGCAUUCUAUUUUAUUCUAUUUAUUUAUUUAAAUUAUUUUUAGCUAAUUUUUUUUUUUUAAUCUCUUGGAACCUUUAGCUUUUGUCUGUUAAGUUGGAGUUUUUUUUUCAUCAGGGAUCCAUUGAAAAAGAGACCUAGUGUCUCAAUGUGUACUGUAUAAAUAAAGUUUCGAAAUUUCGAUCUUGUGAAAGGAGGCAGGUUUCGCCACACCUGGGUUUGGGAUGAGGUUGUGGAGAAACUGAAUACAAUCUAAAAUGGAGGUGGAGAAAUUGCUAGAAACAGUUUUACACAAGAGGAGCCGUGGUGGAUGACAUUUUACGUCCCUGGAAAAAUCUAACAUGAAAAAUUUGAAAAAACAGUUUAGCAGAUUUAAAUUGAUAACUUUUGGGGUUGUCUAAGAAUUUCCCAAAUCUUUUUAAAACUCAUCACAAAUAAUUUAGAACAGUAAGGUCCACCUACAGUAAUAGAAAAAAGUUACAUGGAAGUGAAGAAUGAAUUUAACAAUCUUGAGGUCCACCAAUCAAGUUUGUAAUGUAUCAAUUAUUCAAGACAGCUGAAUUUAAAUGAUGUAAAACAGUGCUUGUACAGAUUAAUAAAGAAUUUAAUCAAAACAAAUGGAGGGAUUUGAGUAGCCCUUAAAUCAUCAUUUUCUUGUAAAGUCUAAUGAAUAUGGUACACUCGUUGCUGUAGACCACAGAUAUGUGUCCUUAAAUGGAAAAAUUCAUUUGUGAUGAUUAAUCCAAAAUUGUAGUAUUUCUAACAUUGCCAAAAACUGUAUCCAGGCCCGUAAGCAGAUCUUAUCAGUCACUGGAGUGAAAACCACAGAUUCACAGUUGUGCGCUUCAAGAUGAUGCUUUUUGAUUUCGCUUACCAAGGUUCUCUGUUAAAUUUUCAUUGGCUUCUCAACAUGUCAUUGUGAAACUUCCCGGCUUCCUUUUGUGCGGUCUUUGGGAAACCCAGUGUGGAAGCGAGCCUUUUAGGCGUAUAAAUAUGCGCCGUCUUCAAUCCGUCCUGAGACGUUCUUCGCGCUGUGAAAGACGAAGACCACACAUCAUGCUCCGCAAGAGUGUCACUGAAAGCUUCGGAGCGGCCAUCUCGUGCCUGAGCGCCGCUGACCUGACGGACACCGUGGUCCGUCGCAGCAAGAGGAUGAUGCUGGACACGCUGGGGGUCGGGCUGCUGGGGACCAAAACAUCGGUGUUUCACAAGGCCUUGCAGUACAGCAUGAGAUACCAAGCUUUGGAGAACAGCCGUGUCUGGGGAAGACCAGGCCUAACUCUGCCCCCACAUCAUGCUUCCUUUGUCAAUGGAAUUGCGGUGCACUCCAUGGACUUCGACGACACCUGGCACCCGGCCACGCACCCCUCUGGAGCCGUGCUGCCCCCCCUGUUGGCCCUGGCAGAGACCAUGCCCAGGAGACCCUCCGGGCUCGAGCUGCUGCUGGCCUUCAACGUGGGCAUCGAGGUGCAGGGCCGACUCAUGAGGUUCUCCAAGGAGGCACGCAACAUUCCCAAGAGGUUCCACCCCCCCUCUGUGGUCGGGGUCAUGGGCAGCGCGGCCGCUACCGCUAGCCUCCUGGGCCUGACGCCGGGCCAGUGCGUGGAGUCUCUGGCCAUCGCGGCGUCCUCCGCCGGGGCCCCCAUGGCCAACGCCGCCACGCAGACCAAGCCGCUGCACAUCGGCAACGCCGCGCGCUGGGGCCUGGAGGCCUCGCAGCUCGCGCUCCUGGGUCUCCAAGGCAACCAGCAGAUCCUGGACAUGGAGUCGGGGUUCGGGGUCUUCUACCCGGACUACUCCCCGGAGCCGCUCGCCCACGGCGCCCCCUUCAGGUGGGUCCUGGAGGACCAGGAAGUGGCCGUCAAGCGCUUCCCCGCCCACCUGGGCAUGCACUGGGUGGCGGACGCGGCGGCGGCGGUGAGGGCGGAGCUCUUCUCCAGGAGGCCCGAGGCGGACCUGGGCCAGGUCAGGAGGGUGGUCCUGCGGGUACCUGAGUCCAGGUACAUCAACUGCCCCUUCCCCGCCACGGAGCACCAGGCCCGGCACUCCUUCCAGUUCAACGCCUGCACUGCCCUGCUGGACGGCCAGGUGACCGUGGGCUCCUUCAGCAGGCCCCAGCGGGACAGGCCGGCCCUGAAGGACCUCCUGCUCAAAGUGCAGCUGGAAAACCCCGAGGACAAUCCCGCAAACUUCAACAGCAUGUACUGCGAGGUGACUGUGGACACGGAGCAGGGAGAGAGCUUCACGGCGCGCUGCAACACCUUCUACGGCCACUGGAGGAAGCCUCUCACUCAGCAAGACCUCACCAAGAAGUUUGUGGGCAAUGCCUCUGCUGUGCUGCCCCUAGAGGCCGUGGAAGGAAUUGUCAGUGUGAUUGACAACAUCGAGAAAAUGCCGGACCUCUCACUGCUGGGGUCAUUGCUGCAAAUGAGCAACGUAGAAGAGUCGCCUGUGAGCGUGUCCCUGAUGAACUGAAUCCUCUGAAUGCCUUUCUGAGAAGCUUAUUCAAAGGUUGGUAUUUUAAUAUGUAUAUACAUACAGUAAUUAUAUGGGAGGGCCAGGAAAGGUCAGUUGCUGUUUAAAUGGUGUUAUUCACCAGAAGUGAUAGCUGUUCCCCUAAACCAGGGGUGUCUCAUCUUAUCCAAAAAGGGCCAGUGUAGGUGCAAGUUUUUGUUUUAGCUCAACACUAAGACACCUGAUUCUGCUUAUCAAGGUCCCGAUUGAAGACCGUGAGUUCACUAGUUGAAUCGGGUGUUGUGGUGCUGAGCUAGAACAGAAACCUGCUCCCACACCCACAGGCCGUUUCAGGUGAGACUGGACAUGCCUGUCCUGACCCAAGCAGAGGCCAGUGCCCGUGAGCAGCAGGACACUGUGCUGGAGUAGAUGCUGUCUUUCGUGUUCGAUGUGAAGCUGAGGUCCUGGGUAAUUGUGGUCAUGGCGUUUACCACAGAGGGCCGGAGAGCCGUUUCCCCGCGGUCCCCAAACUGCCCGUGUGAUCGGUCCUGUGGGUCCUCUUCAGCAGACUGUCUGCCCUCCUUCUGUGCCAGUCGCUUUAUUCAGACAGGGGAAAAGCAGAGAGCCCUACAGAUACAGUUAGAAAUAUAUCACAGAACAGGAAGUGCCUUAACAGGGGAUUGAACCACAGCCCUGCUGAAAUGUCCAGUUUAAAUCAGCCUAAACUGGUCAGGCUGGUUUAAACUCUGUUUAAACUGGUCUGCAUUGUCAGCUAGUCCACCAGUUGACCACCAGCUUAUUCUACGAGCUUAACCAGUUUAACCAGCUUUGAUCAGCUCUAUAAAUACAAUAUAAAUAUACAGAGCUCUAUAAAUUCAAUCAGUCAAACUUUAUUUAUAUAAAUAAUUUUUCAAAGAAUUUGUUACAGUACACUUCACAGUUUACCCUGGCCUAAACCCCCACAGAGUACAAGCCAGAGGGAACAGUGGCAAAGAUAAAAUCCCAGGAGGAUAUGUAGGAAGAAACCCUUUUGAGAAGCCAGAAAAACCAUUUUAUAGACAAAGUUUUUCAUGGGAAAAGUACCCUUUUCUUGAAGGACUAAGCUACGGGACUUGUAAGCAAUGACACUGACACUUAUAGAUGAAAUAAGGGCCCUUCAUAUGUUACACAAGCAUUAUGAAUCACCCGCAUUAUGUAAUUUUGUAUACAGUACACAGUUGGGAAAGAAACCAGACCGGUCUCUGCCCCAGUCGAGUUUGGUGGGACCUUCUGACAUUUGUGACAAAACUGUCUGGUUGUAUGUCCUAACCCUUAUGGCCACAUGAGGGCGCCAUCUCACCCUGUCCAUGACAUAAAACAGGAGCGGCCAUGUAUAUGCUGCAGAAUGAUUCCCUUGCAAAUGUUUUUUUUUUUUUUUUUUGCACUGACAAAAAUAAAACGUGAAUAUGAUUCUCUGCUACAAAAGUCUG
Anguilla rostrata (American eel) is the source of this 5476-nucleotide messenger RNA. RefSeq names its product aconitate decarboxylase 1 (gene acod1). The transcript has 5 exons. The coding region runs from base 2547 to 4028 and encodes 493 amino acids. Gene Ontology annotation, molecular function: aconitate decarboxylase activity. Gene Ontology annotation, cellular component: mitochondrion. The record is from RefSeq and is a predicted model, not a curated record. Lineage: Eukaryota; Metazoa; Chordata; Actinopteri; Anguilliformes; Anguillidae. Gene Ontology annotation, biological process: defense response.